GUUUCUGUCACGUGUUUACCUCACCGCUGCCUGCGCUCUUUAGGGUUUUUGUCCUCACUGAGUCUCCGUAUACUACGCGCGUCUGAUUGGUCAAUUCACCGUCCGUGCUAAAAACGAUCGUUUGGAAGACGUCCAUCGGAUCACAGGCAAGAUGAGUUUGAGAAAGCAGACCCCGAGUGACUUUCUGAAGCAGAUAAUUGGGAGACCUGUGGUGGUCAAACUGAACUCUGGUGUCGAUUACAGAGGUGUCCUGGCCUGCCUUGAUGGUUAUAUGAACAUUGCCAUAGAGCAGACUGAGGAGUAUGUCAACGGGCAGCUCAAGAACAAGUAUGGAGAUGCUUUUCUAAGGGGAAACAAUGUCCUUUACAUCAGCACCCAGAAGAGGAAAGUGUAGUGAAGACCAUUCUGUUUUUCUUGUCCCAGUGCACAACUGUCCCAUGUUUUUGCUUCCAUAAACCCUGAAGUCCUGUUUUUGUUUUUGUAAAAGUGGAAUAUGUUAAUAAAUCCUUAAUUUUGAUUUAUGUCUUAAUUUUCCUUUGUAACAAUGUAACAGUAUCAUCUCAACAGGCCUCAUUUUGAAAAAGUUUGUCGCUCAUAUUAUAAUAUCUUGUGAUUUAAUUCUUGUGCCAGUGGGAUUGUUGCAGUGGAAUAAAGAUGGGUGUUUUUUGGCUAAA
Cottoperca gobio is the source of this 674-nucleotide messenger RNA. RefSeq names its product LSM6 homolog, U6 small nuclear RNA and mRNA degradation associated (gene lsm6). Lineage: Eukaryota; Metazoa; Chordata; Actinopteri; Perciformes; Bovichtidae. Gene Ontology annotation, cellular component: P-body; U4/U6 x U5 tri-snRNP complex; U6 snRNP. The record is from RefSeq and is a predicted model, not a curated record. Gene Ontology annotation, molecular function: RNA binding. The transcript is spliced from 4 exons. Gene Ontology annotation, biological process: mRNA splicing, via spliceosome; maturation of SSU-rRNA. The coding region runs from base 152 to 394 and encodes 80 amino acids.